Mizuhopecten yessoensis (Yesso scallop) is the source of this 29381-nucleotide messenger RNA. RefSeq lists its product as uncharacterized. The transcript is spliced from 150 exons. Bases 114 to 27695 code for a protein of 9193 amino acids. The record is from RefSeq and is a predicted model, not a curated record. NCBI's taxonomy places the organism in Eukaryota, Metazoa, Mollusca, Bivalvia, Pectinida, Pectinidae.
UCACAAAUGGUUAGUGGGAAACUACACCUAGCCUACUAGUCACUGGAUAUCCCGACUGUUACAUCACAAGUCAGGGGCAGUACUUUCCGUGUCCAGUAGAUCUGGACACUACGAUGGGCGGAACUGACCCAUCUUAUAACGUAUUAUUUCUGUUAAUUUUCGGGAUAUACCUGGCCAAUUUUGCAGUUUCCACAGACCCAAACUGUAAUACCACAGCUGGCCUUGGGGACGGUACCAUCCUUCGUAACCAACUGUCUGCUUCUUCAGUUAGAAAUGACCUUGACCUUGACCAAGCCAGAUUUGAUUGCUGUCAAGAUGCAGCGUUCGGGGCAUGGUGUCCGGCCACUGUCCAGGAAGGCGAAUGGUUUGAGGUGACCUUUGAUCGGCCCUAUAACCUGUCCGGCGUUACAAUUCAGACACCAUUCACCAAUUUUACGUCACAGGAAAAUUACCUCACGGGCUUCUCCUUACAGUUCGAGCUGGCGUCCUCUUCCCCCGGGAACCUCACGGACUACGUCGGAACUGGCGACGUACCGGAGACGUUUUUAACUAACUUCCCUAAUGAUGAGGUGAAAACGUUUGCAUUGAUGGAAGAAGUGACCGUUAGGCGAGUCAGAAUUAUUGUUCUCAACUCCACCGGGGAGCCAUGUUUCAGAUUUGAACUUCUGGGAUGCAAUACAACAGAUGAGAAUCUGGUGCCAGUUGGGAUAUCUGACCCUGAGUUGACCUUGACCUACAUGUCUCUGGAUGACCUCAGUUUGACCUGCACACUGAAUGAUGUGGCUACUAGGGGGAUACAGUACUGGUUGACCUGGUGGAAGGAAGGGCAGCAGAUAGAGGAGGAGCUACUGACCACUGGUCAGUCAAACCGCAAACUCGAGAUCAAAGCCAGCGAUCUUGUGAAUAACUACCAGAUAUUCAGAUACCAGUGCAGCAUAGAGCCCUGUUACAGUGGAAAGUGCCAAUCCAUUAAAGGAAUGCAGAAACUCAGCAACAUCUUCCAGGCCGAGAUAAAGCUACUCAGUGAGGAGAGCCUGAGUGUGGUGGAGAACGGACCCCCUGCUUUAAUACAGUUCAAGUCCACCGUACCACCAGCAGUGUUCUGUCAGGGUGUUAACGCCGCCUCAGAUUGUCCCGUUAUCGUGAAGGCCAAGGAGGGAGCUGACGAUAAGGUGACAUGUUCUGGAGGUAAAGAAUUGUCACAGAUCGUGUUUCCCGAAUCCUGUUUUGUCACGGUGACGGCAGACAACUGGGAAACAGUUCAUGAUCUCCCGAUUUUUGCUAGCGUCGAUGCCGUUAUAGAUGGAACCAAACAAGUCCAAGUAUCUUUAGAAACCAGAGCCAACCUGCUUAACCUCCUAACCAUCGGCUUUCAGGUACAAGUUUCAGUGGAGGACAAAGAUACGGAUGCUGUGUGUAGCUCCACCAGUGGUCCCCAUCUGAUGACAUUUGAUGGAGUGAACUUUGACAACCAAAAUGAAGGAGAGUUUAUUUUCUACAAACAUGACAUACUUCCGCUAGAGAUUCACAUGUUUUAUCGACGGUGCGGACAAAACGACAAUAUCUGUAAUUGUGGGGUCAGUGUUCAAGUAGAUGAUGACGUACUGGUCAUCAAUGGCUGUGAACCAGAAAGAGACGCCGAUCCAACUUAUCCGAUCAAAACACAGAUGUACGCUAAUGGAAAUGUCGCGCCUGAAUUCCACGUUGUUCGAGUGGCUUCCGGAAAAGAAAUUCAGGUGCACCUUCCGUCGGGGACCCAGCUGAUCGUCCAGCCUAGCCACAAGACCUACCUGAAUGUGUGGUUCUACCCGUCGCCCCUCGACUUUAACCGUACCAGUGGACUCUGUGGAAACUACGAUGGCCAAGAUGUGAACGACUUUCUCCAUAGCGACAACACAUCUUCACCAAUAGGUGUCAAGUACCCAGACCCAUUCACCUUGUCCUGGAGGGUACCAGAGGCAGACAGCGUGUACACUGGACUCUGUGAAGACAAAAAGGAUGAUCGGGCGGUACCUGAUGGCAGCCUGUGUCAGUGUACCGGGGCUGAAUUUGCCCAAUGUGACGAGUGGGGACUUGUGCAAAGCUGCUCCAGUGCUAAAGAGUACUUCAAUGGUGAGGAUAUCACCGAUGUUGUACUAUCGGGCAAGAUGGUACCCCAGAAUUGUUUCCCCUUUGAAGGAACCACGUACAGGAAGGGGUCGUUUGUGUACAACACUAGUGCACCUGUCAUUCCGACGGGAUGGUCCGGCAGUGUAUCAGAAGCAGAAGCCGAACAGAGUUGUACGAAUGAAACAACGCACAGUCCUCUAGCUGAGACAUGUGGUCAACUGGUGCCGCUCCUUGUCCAAGCAGAAGUAGAUGACUGCAAGGAGAAUAUUAGGUUGACAAACGACAUAGGCUGGGCUUCUGUUAUGAAUGAGAUGAUAGCACGGCGAUGCUUGUUUGAGCUGGAGAGGAAUCGCACGGUGACGCGAGAUGUUACUGCUGCCCUGGCCAGUCUCUGUCCUUAUCAUUGUGACAACGGCAAUUGUACGGAGGGUGCUUGUGUCUGUGAUCCUGGCUUCAUUGGGCCAGACUGUAGCGUAAACAUCAAUGACCAACCGACCGUAAGUGUUGUACAACCAAAGGAGGGUCUGUGUAACUCGAGGACUUCCCCCUGUCAGACGGUGUGUCUCACCGGAAACACCUUCGUCAACUCCGACAUGCUGAAAUGUUACUACCAGGAAAUUAAGGUUAACAACACUGGCUACCAGGCGUCUGGUGACUGGAAAGAGGCUCCUGAGACCUUCGUCACUCUCUCAGAGGUCAGAUGUGCUUUACCAGCCGCUGGUGAUUACUUGGUUGCUGUUAGCAACAUAAACUCAACCAACAACAUCAGCAACCAAGUUCUGCAUUUGACCUAUGACCCAAUGUGUUACUCGUGUAACAUUGUUGAUGGAUCGUGUGCUCAAAAGGAGGACGUCUGUGUUAUUGACAGUAUGUGCUAUGUUAACCUGACGGUGAAUCCUACUGACGACCAACAGAUCUGUGAUCCUGUAGUCAACUCUACGGCGUGGACCGCUCGACCAGGGCCGUGUCUGACAUCACAGAUUCAGUGGACAAUUCACAAUGCCUCAGCAAUGGCCUUUUACAACCUUAAUACAACCAGCAAUGUGGCCAAUCUCGAGGACUGUCAGAGUGACUGUACAACAUUCAACGGCCCCUUCCAAUGUCGCUCCCUCGACUAUGAGUCGUCAGCCGGGGAGUGCAACCUGUCACCAUUCCAAGCUGCAGACGUGACUACCUACGUCGACAAAGGCGGAUUCAACAACAAUUGGACUUACUCAGAAUGGCAAUGCACAGAUGACCGUUGUCCUGGACAGUAUGUGGAGUGGAAAGCUUGGACAGACAAGAUGAGUUUCAACCUCUCCGACAGCCUUGUAGUGACUGACGUUUGGACAAGUGACUACUGUAAGAUGCUGUGUGAAGGGUCGUCCACCUGUACCGCCAUCGUCUUUAGUCAGUCGGCUGGUCUGUGUGUCCUCACUGAGCUGCUACUAGGCGACAAGAUGGGUGAUGGCUCAAUGUACAAGGGCUGGCAGUAUCAUUUCCACACUUGUGUAAACAGAUUACUAACAGGUCCUUCAGUUGACAAUGCAACCUUGGUGACAUCUUUCAAUGGCCCUGGAAAUGACAGCUUCAUGUGCACCUUCCCCCCAAUCGAGACGGAAAUGGACGUAAUUUACGAUGUUCUCUGGAAGGUAAACGGCGUACAGUUGUACGAGGACACUCCAGCGGACAACAUGACUGAAUCCAUGUUACCAUCUAUGUACGCAAACAGCCUGAUGGACGGGUCUGUGCUCCAGUGUUCAGUCAGUGCCUGUUACUACGGCAACUGUGAAAAUACCAGAGGAAAUCUUGUUUUCUCCAAACCCUACACUGCAACAAUUGAGAUUACCGGAGGUGCAGAUGCCAUGGAUCUGUAUGAGGGACAGAUGCCGAAGAAAAUCACCGUGGAUAUCACCGCCCCUCCGUAUGUCCUUUGUAGGAACCUGAACUUCACUUCGUCUGAUAACUGCUCUAUUAGCCUAAGGGCAACUGUGACCAACACUGAUGGGCGAAACGUCACCUGUCCCAAUGGUACCCUCAUACAACAGGUCUCGUCACGUAUGUAUAUGAGGGGAGAAAACUCUGAUAAUCCCUCGCCAUUUUGUACGGUCAACGUUACCAAUGACAACUGGUUGACUGCUAUGUAUGACUUGGAGGUUAAGGCAACACUUGACAACAAGAUUGAGGGGAAUUACUCCCGAAAGCUUACACUGUACGCGGACUAUUUCGUCGACGGCACAGUGGAACAAGCAGACAAUCCCAAGCUGGAAUCUCAGCUGAGGGUGAUCGACCAGGAUAGAUAUGGUCUGUGUGUUUCUGUCAAUGAUCCCCAUCUCACCACUUUCGAUGUCCUUCAUUAUAACAACUUUUAUGAGGGCGAGUUCGUCUUCUACCGCCAUACAACCCUGCCCUAUGAAGUGCGUACAUUCUACCGGCGAUGUAACGGCCGAGCCUCAUGUAACUGUGCUGUGGCCAUCAAGGUGGAUGACGAUGUUAUUAUUAUUGACAAGUGUGGUCCUGAUUCAGCAAACACAGGGUUCUACCCAAUAACCGUCCAAAUGUUUAGGAAUGGAGAGCUCACUCCAGGCCUGAAAAUCAUCAGCUACUAUGAAGGCAGAAAGUACAAGAUAAUUUUCCCAACUGGGACAUUCAUUAUUGUGAAGAGAAGUGUGAUUCGAGGACAGAACUAUCUCAAUGUUUGGCUGAAGGCAUCAUCGGCAGACUACGACAAUACCCAAGGUCUUUGUGGAACAUUUAACGAUGAUGUCACCGACGACUUUACGAUGUCGGAUGGAACAUUGUACUCGGGAGAUUUGAAAAGACCCGACGCAUUCUCACUGAGCUGGAGAGUUGAUCCUGCUGACACUAUUUACAAUGGAGUUUGUUCGUCUGACACGGCUGGUAUUGAUCCAACCCCGUUUCAGCAGCGUUUCUGUUACUGCGGAAUGACAGGAAGUGAAGAGUGUGGCGUAGGAUAUGACGUCUUCACCUGCCCAUACGAAGAGGAUGUUGGUCCACAAAGCAGGGAGGAUAUCACUAGUGAUGUCAUAUCCAAGGCUGCCUUCCCUACAAAAUGUGUGCAAGGGGCGAGCUUACAGUACCCUACGUUUGACUAUGACCCUGCUUACUUUGUUGAAGAGCCAUCUUGGCCAACAUCAUUAGGAUUUUCACAGGCUGUUGUCGAAAGCGUGUGUAAGUCAUCUGUGGAAAAUUCGGAGGCAGCAACAACUUGCAAGACAGUGCCGGGUGUAGAAUAUGACGCUAGUUUACAGAACUGUGUCGAUGACAUACAGAUCACAGAUGAUUUGCGCUGGAGUUUGACCCCAGUCGAGAACGUUAAGGAACAGUGCGAGAUUCACGUAAACAAUAACAUAAAUGGAUGGGUACAGAGUACGGACACGUCCCAUGUUGGUCCAUCUCGAGCAAUUCUCGACAAGAUCUGUCUCCACGAAUGUGGUGGUGCAGGAACAUGCGUCAAAGGAGCUUGCAAUUGUAAUGAAGGAUUUGCUGGACUGGAUUGCUUCACGAAGCUAACAGACUCCCCUAACAUAUUCUCCCUCAGUCAUAACGGUCUCUGUGACCUGAGAAGUGCCCUCUGUACCACUGUGUCUGUAUAUAGUAACAACACACUCGACCAGGAUACUCUCAGCUGUAUCUUCACAAAGAUUAAGCUGAACGAGACCUCGUUCACAGUUAUGAAUGAGUCGACCACUGUACCAGCCACUUUUGUGUCGUUCAACGAGCUCACCUGUCCCCUACCCUCUGAGGGAAGUUACGAGAUCCGCAUCAGUAACAACGGGACACAAGCACUAAGUAACAAGGCCUACUUCUUGGUGUACAACUCUCUCUGCUUCACCUGUGACGUCUCAACCAUGACCUGUUCACCAAAGAACACCUCAUGUUUGAUAAACGAUGUGUGCUAUGAGGCUGGCGAGUAUAACCCUUCCAACAGUAGAGAGUUGUGUGACCCAAUGGUCAACACAUCACAAUGGCAGAUGGCGAAUGAUUCGUGUGAAAUUUUGGAUCUGACCUGGUACCAGUACACAGGAAGUGACAUCAUGGGCAUGGCUUUGGAGGAUGUCGAAAGUAACGGAGAUGUCAACAACUGUCAAGAUGCAUGUCUUUCAAACUACGAAGCAGACAAAAUUUGUCAGUCAUUUACCUAUAACGCUUCCUCCGACAACUGCACACUCAACCUGAAGGACACCUUGGCGUUUGGAGCUGAAAGAGCUGAAGAGAAGGACUUGGCACUCUUCGAAUGGCAGUGUCAGAAUGAUCCAUGUGGAAAACGAGGUGUUGAGUGGCAGCGUUUCCCCGGCUAUACCAUCAUCGGCCAUAAGAGGAAGACAGUGAUGGGAGUCACACUGAUCAAUGAAUGCCAGCGACUUUGUCUGUCUGAGACAGACUUCUUGUGUCGUUCGUUUCAUAUCCAAGACGGCCUUUGUACGUUGAUGGACAUAAAAAGAUUGGACGUUUUGUCCGACUUUGUUGUCUGGUCAGGGUUUAUCUACAUGGAGUGGAGCUGCAGAUCAGGUAGUAACUUUCCAAUACUGAAGAGCAAUCCAAAGGUGUCUGUUGCUAUGGUUCCCGGAGAAGACAAGAACAACCAGACGCUGAAAUGUAGCUUUAUGACCAUUCCAUCCGUCACAAGUACAAUGGAGUACCAGAUCCGGUGGCUGAUCAAUGAUAACAUCGUCAUGCAGGGGAAAUGGAUGACGUCAAUGGAUGACACGGCUCAUUACUACCUGGAUCGGAGUUACCUGGCAGAUUUACCAUUUGGUACAAAACUGUCUUGUGGAGUGUCAGCGUGUAUACAGGGUAGCUGUAACGAGACAGUAGGGGCAUUCAGACAGAGUGUACCACUCACAGUCACUGUACAGGUUUUAUCCUCCACAACCUUGAGAGUGAAGGAAGGUGAGGAGGGGGAGAUGGUCAGUGUACAGUUAAUGGCUCCACCAUCAUUUUUGUGUGGGCCGUCAGUCUUCCCUAAGGACUGCCAUGUCUAUAUCAAGGCAGCGGUCAACUCUUCAGAAGAUGACUUGACCUGCACUGACCAGUCCACCGUACAACAACUGGUCAUUGGAUCAGGUGACGACAUGGAGGACCUGUCAUGUGGGGUCAUGGUUACCAUGGAGAACUGGAGAUCAAUUCACAAAGUGAGGGUAGGAGCCAAACUUGACGGAAUCUAUGAUGGAGAUCACAUCCGGCCAGUUAGUAUCUCUGGACAGAUAUCGGAAAAUGGAACAAUGUCCGCUUCCAUAGAGUUUGAGACUUUGGAGGUGACGGCUGUGGAUAUGGAUAAUCCCGGGCUCUGUAGCUCCGUAAAUAGUCCUAACAUCAUCACAUUCGAUGGCAGUUACUACACCAACUUUUACGAGGGGGAGUUUGUCCUGUACCGACAUAGAGAGUUACAGUAUGCUGUACAUGUGCUGUACCGACGAUGUAAUGGUCAGUUGACCUGUAACUGUGCUGUGGCCAUCAAACUACUGGAUGACGUCUUUGUGCUGGACAGAUGCGGAGCUAGGAAAAAUCCAGCCACCAAGUGGCCAUUCUUAAUGCAUUACUACGUCAACGGUGAACUGACCCCGGGCUUCAGAUUGCAGCAAUUGAACGGAGGAUUUUCAUAUGAGGCUCACCUACCCACUGGCACUGUUGUACAUGUCGGUCUCAGUGAUGUCAACUCCUGGCAGUAUCUCCACAUCUGGAUUCAGCCGUCGAGCACCGACUUCAACAAAACCGAGGGCCUUUGUGGAACUUUUGAUGGAGACCAUAACAACGACCUGCAGAAGAGGGAUAAGUCCCUUUAUACUGUUCCAGGACGAAGACCCGACCCCUUCAUCCUCUCCUGGAAGGUACCUCAGAAUGAGACCUUAUACAACGGACACUGUAACCAGGUGAAACCCUCACGUACUUUUGGGUCAUGUGACUGUGGCAGGGGAGAUAACCAGACCUGCAACCUGAGAAUGGAUGCUGAGCCAUGUCCCGUUGACAAGCUACCAGGGUACGACCUGACAACAGACAUGCUUGCCAUGCAACAGCUUCCUCCUCUCGGAUGUGAUGAGGGAGAGGUCCCAGAGGACAUGCAGUUUGAGUUAGAGGAAGACUUCUCACCCGAGGACUACAGCUUCCCAACAGCCUCCAACAUAACGGAGAAUAUGGCGCGCGCUCACUGUCAGGGAGUGUUGACGAAUAGUCAGGCGGGACGGCUAUGUGAAAACGUCACCAACAUUGACAUGGGCCUGGCUGUGGAGUCUUGUAUCACCGAUAUCAGGAUCACUGAUUCCUACAACUGGACGCAUACCCUAGUGACGAACGUCAUCGUACAGUGUCUGAUAGAGGUUCAGCGUAUGGUCACUCCAUCUCCGACAAUUCUAAAUGGCAUUUGCUAUGAAGAUUGCAACAACAGAGGAACAUGUGUGGACGGUACCUGUCAGUGCCAAGAUGGUUUCGGGGGUGAGUUAUGCAGAGUGCCAACAGCUAUAGCUCCGGAAGUGUACUUCCUCGCAGGACAAGGAUUUUGUGAUCUCGCUAGGUCCCCGUGUACAACAUCAGUAGCUUUUGGAGAUACCUUCAUCAGAUCAGAAAGUCUGACCGCCAAAAUACAGGAAAUACAGUUGACAUAUGAUGGAACUUACAUGGUUGAUCCAGAACAUAAGUAUAUACCAGGUUACUUCUUAACACCCUACCAAGUGGCAGUUAUGACGGAGAAAGCGAUCAGUUACAUGGUUGCCUAUAGCAACGACAACUCCACGUUUACCGAUUCCUAUAUCGUCACAGUUUUCCACAGUGAAUGUCACGAGUGUUCCGGACCAGCGACAUGCAUGGCUAAGCCUCAGACUUGUCUCAUAGGCAACAAAUGUUUCCAGUUCGGGCAGCCGAACCCUGAUAAUAGUUCCCAAGUGUGUAACCCGGACGAACAUUACGAUAUGUGGAGUAUAGUGAGACCCUACCCCCUGGUGCGGGAAAGUCCAGUUCUUACCUACACUUACAACAUGUCUGCUCAACAAUUCUGGUUUCACUGUGACUAUGAACUGCCAGCACAAAGAAACAACACAAUGGUCUCCCUCGCUUGGAUUCUUGAUGGCCUGAUUGUUAGCACCGUCCUCUUAGACACCAACAUCACCGAUUCAAAUAUGACGCAAGAGGAUGCCGAUUUGGAUUUGUUCCAGAACUUCACUUAUGGGUCCAAGGUGCAUUGUGGGAUUGAAGCAUGUUACGAAGAUAACUGUAACAGCACUACCGGCCCUAUCAAAUAUAGCAACGAGAUCCAUGCUAUUGUAACGGUGAAGACAGAAUCACUUACCAUAACAGAGGGACAGAAAGACGAACAUGUGGAAAUAAAAAUGGAGUUCCCUCCCUUUAUCUUCUGCAACGCCACAACCUCAAACGACACAUGUGGUAUCCAGGUGAUGGCGAUGGUACAGGAAACGAAAGAGUUCAUGUGUAACGGAAUGAUCAUUCCACAGCUGAGGAUCCAAAACGCACUGUGUGGCCUGAUAAUUACGGAGGAGGACUGGAAUGACGAGUACGAGUUUGCUGUUCAGGCAACUGUGGACAACCUUAAAGACGGGAAUCAGGAAAGAACACUACUGGUUAAAUCCAGUCUUUUUGGGGAAAUUCCUGCAAAUGAAGUUCCUGUCAAGGUGAUGGUGGAAGAUGUCAACCCGGUAGGUCUCUGUUCCUCCGUCAACGAUCCACACACAACCACAUUUGAUGGAAGAUACUACAACGUUUACUCUGAGGGCGAGUUUGUCCUGUACAGACACAAUACCUUACCAUUUGAGGUGCGAACAUUUUUCCGCAAAUGUAAUGGACAUGCGGCCUGUAACUGUGCUGUAGCUGUACGGUCAUUUGAUGACGUCAUCCUGAUUGACAGAUGUGGCCCAAACAAGGACCGUGCCCAACCUCGUCUUGAAAUAAAGCGUUACAUCAACGGUCAAUUCAAUUCUGGGACACGUGUCGUGAAGUACGAAGGGGGAAAAGAACACAGGGUGUACCUACCGACGGGAAGCUAUGUGGUAGUUAAAGACGGCAAUGUGAAGAGGAACAGACAGAGUUACCUGAACGUGUACAUGCAUGCCUCGGCACACGACUUCAACCAGACAGUUGGUUUGUGCGGCACUUUUAACGGGGAUAUGGAUGAUGAUUUAACAUUACCAGAUGGAACUGUAGACCAGACUAACUCGCGGAAGCCUGACGACUUCUCCCUUCAGUGGAGAGUUAGGUGUGGAAUUGUCCCUGUACCUGGAGAAGACAUAACCGCCACCAUUCCGUCCUUUUUGCCGACGAGAUGUUUCAGUGUCCAGCCUUGGCUGACGUUCCAGUUCGACGCUAACUACACUUCAACAGCAGGAACAUUCCCAACCCCUGGUGGUAUUAACGAAACUGAGGCUUAUAGGAUAUGUUGGGAGAAAAUAUUCUCAGUGGACGUCGGGGUCAUAUGUAACAGGUUUAUAUCUGCACAGAUCAACGCCAGCAUCAGGUCAUGUGUGGAAGACAUAGCAAUCACAGAUGACCAGUCAUGGGCUUUUGAGGCCCUGGUCAGUGUGAAGAUCAAGUGUUUGGCGGAGAUAGCGACCAACACCGACCUUUGGGUGGUAGAUGGCGGAGAUCUUAUCCCUCCUUUUAACAUCACACACUCACUGUGUCCAGAAUGUGACAACAAUGGCGUCUGUGAGGAAGGAGUUUGUAAGUGUGCUAGCGGGUUUGCCGGAGCUGAUUGUUCGUUGGUGAUGGCCAAUCCACCUGUCCUACUAGGGUUUGAAGGGGGACAACUCUGUGAUACAAGAAUCGGAUCAUGCUCGCUCCUUAUAAUCUAUGGAAGAAAUUUCAUCCGGAACGAGAACCUUAAAUGUCACUUUACAGACCUACAGACAAGCGAGAUAACGACAGUGCCAGCCAUAUUUGUUUCACUGGAAAGCGUUCGUUGUGAACUCGUCAAUAGUAAAAGUGUCAACGUAACAGUCAGUAAUUACGAUAAUUUGGAGAGUGACCCCGAACCCUAUCUGGUGUUUGAUUCAUUCUGCCAGUCAUGUGACCUCGACUCAGGAAUUUGCACAGAUCAGAAUGACACUUGUCGGAUUGGAGGGGAGUGUUACGUGGAAGGGCAGUUUUUCGACCAGGAUCCCACCAGGGUUUGUUUCCCAAGUAUCAACACGACCGCUUGGACCAUCGUCAAUGCCAGUAUGAUCGUUGUCAGCCGAGAACGAUUCCUGUCAAUAUCUGGAGGUGUGAUAAUGAUGUCAAGCGGGAAUAUGCCGUUCGGAGGCCAGGUAACCUUGGUGAACGGCUGGAGAGGGGACUAUGCACUCUCCUUUGACGGCAUUUCAGGAUAUGUUGACAUCGCAAACACACUGGAAUGUCUAAACGAUCCAGGUCCCUGUGCUGGACGAGGUUUUACGUUCCGAUUCUCCAUCAACAUUUUAACAUUGACAGAUGGUAUGGUUAUGAUCUCAUCAGGGGCAGAUAAUCCUACUCAUCGUGGCGUCACGAUGUUUUACAGACGGGGUAGAAUUUUCCUGAUUGUUAGCACCAGGGACAAGGAAUGGACAGUGUCCACUGUAUUUUCCACUGUGAAGAACUUUGUGGAGUUUGAAUGGACCUGGAGCAGAAGUUACGGGCUCGAGUUUUUCAUUGACGGUGUCAGUAGGGGGCGCACUGUUAACUUUGUCAAGCGUACAGUAUUCGGAACUGAUAUUGGACCUCUCAAGAUUGGAGGCAAUUUCCAUGCUCACUUUAUACUUGGACAGUGGCAAAUGUUUAAUUGGCAGAGAACCGUCAUAACAGCUGUAAACUUUAUUAUUGACUUCCCUGAACUUCCUGAAAAACCAGUCAUUUCUGUCGACUAUGACAGUACUUCAAUGGAGACAGAGUUUAUCUGCAAAUUUGACAAGCUUGCUCGAGGGGAUGUUAUCUACCUGUUGGACUGGAAGGUCAAUGAUGUUAUUGUAAAAUCUUCAAGUUUAGACGGUGAUGAGGACAAAAUGAACGAGACAACCUACGGUGAUGGAGGUUAUGGGGUCAAGGUUUCCUGUCAUGUGACACCAUGUUAUUCAUAUGCUUGUGACAACACCCGUGGACCACAAAGACACAGCAUCACUUUCAUAGCUGAAGUCAGGGUUGUGACUACAGAGUUGACGGUCAAUGAGGGGAGUCCAGUUGGGGACAUUCUUGUUAAGACCACAGUGCCUCCUCGGUUGUUUUUCCCACCUUCACAAAGGGGAAACAACUCUUGUUUUGUCAGACUGACAGCAAAAUUCCUAGAAGAAGAAAGUGUUUGUCCUAACGGGAAUGCUUUGCACCAGGCAGUGCUGGGAUAUAGGUACAGCUCCUCUCCUGAAGAGGCAUUUUGUGGUGGGGUCAUCUCCAUGGAGACGUGGGAUGAAGAGUUCCGUCUGCCUGUGGCUGCCACUGUUGAUCUCCUCUACGAUGGAGAUAUGGAGCGCAGCCUGAACAUCACUGCCUCCAUCCACUGUGAGGACAAUAUGGUCUUCAAUGAAACUGUUGGUCAGGUCAAGGUCACUGUUACCGAUGGCGACAAAAGUGUAAUAUGUAGAUCCAUCAAUGACCCCCACAUGACCUCGUUCGAUGGCUGGAAGUACAACAAUUUUUUGGAGGGAGAGUUCAUUUUAUAUAAACACAACUACCUGCCGUUUGAAGUAAGGGCACUUUACCGCAGUUGUAACAAACGUGCCUCGUGUAAUUGUGCCGUGGCAGUAAGGUCAGGUGAUGACGUCAUCCUGAUUGACCGGUGUGGGCCAAAGGCUGGCGAAAAACAGCCAAUGACUUUAAAACUGUACCUCAAUGGUGAACUGACCCCAGGAACAAGGAUCAGGCGAUUAGGUGGUGGAAAGAAAUAUAAGGUGUUCUUGCCUCAUGGUAUGAUAGUUACGGUAAAGAAUGGGAGAGGAAAGACCCCUGAGUUCAUCAAUGUAUGGGUGAAAGCCGGGGCUGCAGAUUACAAGAAUUCUGUGGGACUGUGUGGUACCUGGGACGGUGACCGGAGCAACGACAAAACAAUGAGGGAUGGCUCUCUAUACACUGGAUCAGCCAAGAGACCAAAGGCAUUCUCAAGGAGCUGGUUGAUUGAUCCCAUCACUGAGGAAUCCUUGUAUACAGGGUUCUGUCCCUUUGAUGUAGAGGACGUUUCCAAGGUAACGUACUGUCAGUGUGGCAUGGAUUCCUAUGGGAAUUGUGGUAAAACUCUUCACAUAGCAGACUGCGGCCCACCUUUAAGGACAAAAUCUGGACGGAGAAGAGGUAAAGACAUCACUGAGAAUUUACUGGCUGACUAUUCCCAGCAAACAACCAAGUGUUUCCUGAAUGAAACUCAAAUCCUAUUUGAGUAUGAUCCGGAUUACAUUUCUCCCGAACCGGUAUGGCCAACACCCUCUGGAAUUACGUACGAAGUGGCUUUACAGUACUGUCGAAAUUUUGUCACUGGAGUAUCUUGGUCAUCGCAAUGUUUGGGCCUGUCCAACAUUCAGUUUGAACUAUCCUUGGGGGGUUGUGUUGAAGAUAUUCAGCUGACUGACGACCAAGGGUGGGCAGACACAUUGCUGGAUAACGUACAGGAACAGUGCUCCAUUGAGCUGACCUUCAACCUGACCAUCUGGAUCGUGGUUGGCGGGACAUUUGAACUGCCUAACCUUGACAACGACCUGUGUACUGAUCAAUGCAGCGGUCACGGUUCCUGUAAUGGAGGUGUGUGUGAUUGUGACCAGGGUUUCCUUGGCGACGCUUGUGCAGUUUCCGUGAGUGCUGUUCCGUCUGUGACCUCAUUUGGACAUGGAAGCUUCUUCUGGAACAUCAACCUGCCUUCCCUGGGAAAUCUUCUCACAAUUUACGGAACAGACUUUGUUGAUAUUGAUACACUCACCUGCCACUAUCUGUUACAAAAUGGAACGGAGCUGAAGCUGACUGGUAUCUAUGGUAACUUGGAAGUGGUGCAAUGUCCGGUCCCUGUGCUCGGUAUCUACAAAAUCAGUGUUAGUAAUGAUGGUGUAACUCACGCUACCUCCGGCCUGACACUUGUUGUAUUCAACGGCCUCUGUGAGUCUUGUACUCUCACACAAUGUGUACCCAGGUCGGAUGUAUGCAUUAUUGACAGCGUUUGUUAUGGAAAAGGCUUCACUGAUCCAGGGAACGCAACUCGUGUCUGUCUGCCAAGCACAACCACAGUGGGAUGGUCAACACUCUCCCGCGCCACUAUUAAUAUACGAAGAUUAACUUUUCUGUCAAUCAUUGGAAACCUUCUUCGGACAUUGAGUUUUAAUUUCACGGUGUCGGGUGGCCCGACCUUUGUAUCCGGCCCUACAGGAGGCCGUGGACUGCUACUCAACGGACUCAAUCAGUUCCUUACUUUGGACACCAUGGCACAGACUUCCUGCUUUGGGGAUUUGGAGACUUGCUAUUUUGGUCUGACAGUUGGUUUCAAUUUAAAAGUCUUCAAAUUUACGGAGGGAAUGCGAAUUAUCAGCAAUGGAGACAUGCAAGGAGGUUUUUACGGGAUUGAAAUGUGGUACUCAAGGAACCGUCUUUAUCUAUCAUGCAGUACCCGAACACGAAUUUACACUGUGUACGCACCAUUUAAAGUCACCGGUCAAUUUUUGACGAUAGAAUUUUCAUGGAGUCUGCAGACUGGUCUAAGCCUUUUCUUUGAUGGUGUUGUGGUGUCUCAAACUACCCGGUAUUACGAAAGGCGGGAUGCAGUUAGGAAUCAAAACCUAUACAUUGGAUAUUCUGUCUCGUUGAAUUUGUUUGCCAACAUUGUUAUCGAGGGCUGGGGUUUUACUGAGGCAACCAGGGACGUAGCUGUCGGACUUGGUGCCACAAUUGUUACCCUUGAGUUUACCGAGCGUCCAAAACUACAUGUGAAAGUUGGCCCAGAUGAGAAGGUGUUUUUCACGUGUGAGUUCUCUCCCCUUGAUAUUGACGGCCUGUCGUACAGUGUUAAAUGGUACCAUGACAACGACCUCUUGGUCACAGAUGCUAUGAAUGGGACGAACUUCACCAACGUCCCUACCGAUGUCUUCACUAGCAUAUUAUCCGAGGAUGUUAUUCAACAAGUUACCUAUGGAGAUUCAUUCUACUGCACCGUGUCGGCGUGCGAUCCAUUAGACUGCAGUAACACAAGAGGACCCUGGAGAGACAGCAAAAUUUUAGGAGCCAAAGCACUGAUAAGCAGCUUUGAACUGGAAGUAACUGAAGGGUCAGGGGCUGAGUUCACUGUUUUGACAUUGGCUGUUCCUCCUCGCCUCUUCUGUCUUCCUGAUGACCGGGAUAAAUACUGUAGCUUGCACUUCACGGUGGAAUUGUUACGAGGCAAGGAGAGGAAAUGCCCGGGAACCACAGAAGAAAUUGUACAGGUUGUGUUUGGCCAUCAAGGACAAAGUAAUGAUUACGAAGAUGCUUGUAAAUACAUAUUUGACAAGGAUAACUGGUUCACCGGUAUGCACAUCCCAAUCAAAGCCACAAUUGACAACCUCAAAGACAGAGACCAGACACGAGAAGUCCUGUUCCACCUUCAUAUUAAUUCGGGUAUAAAUGUCAACAGCAUCAGCUUUCCACAAUCUACUCUGCAGGUAACAGCUGUAGAUCGAGAUAAAACUUCGACGUGUUCUUCCAUCAACGACCCGCAUAUAACAACAUUCGACGGAAGAUACUACAACAAUUUCUUCGAAGGAGAAUUCAUUUUGUACCGACAUAAAACUCUACCAUACGAGGUGAGAACGUUUUAUCGUAACUGUAAUGGCCACGCAUCCUGUAACUGUGCUGUGGCUGUGCGGGUGGAUGAUGAUGUCAUAGUUCUGGACUCUUGUGGUCCAAGCGAAGUCCCAGAAGGAAAAAAAACAACACUCACCCUCAAGAUGUUUAUUAACGGAGAUGGACUGACGGAGGGUACAAGGGUCAUACGAAAAGGUGGAGGAAAAGAAUACAAGAUCGUCUUACCAACAGGAGCAGUUGUGUUUGUGAUGAAAGGAAGACGAAGAGCCACUCCCUUUCUCAAUGUGAAAAUGAGAGCUUCUGCGUAUGACUUUGGUAACUCAGAAGGGUUGUGUGGCACGUUUGAUGGGGAUGACAAGAACGACCUCUGGCUACGGACCGGAGGUCUGUCUGGAGAGACUGGGAAGUUACCGGACACGUUUUCAUUAAGCUGGAGGGUGGAUCGGAGUGAGUCAUUGUACAGCGGUUACUGUCCGACAGCGGCCUCUACCCAGCAGAUUACCACCUAUUGCGACUGUAGUACAGGCCAGUUGGGUCAAUGCAGUCCAAGCCUUGACCUCAUGGAAUGUGAGGAAAUCAAAAAGCGAAAGAAAAACAACAAGAAAAAGAAAGGAACAAAGGACAUUACAGACAUUCUGGUGAACUCUGCCGAGAGACCGGUGGCCAAAUGUUUCUCAUCCCAGGCUGUUGUGGAAUUCGAGUUCAACAUAAAUUACAUACCCCGGAUUGUAACUUGGCCGACGGCUAGUGGCAUUACACUGCAGAACGCCACUGAUAUAUGUAUGCAGUUUAUGCUGGCGUUGGAAUCAGGAAGGAACUGUCUCAAUGUGCCUGACCUUGACCUUUUUGGCAUAUUAGAAGGAUGUAUAGAAGAUAUUCAGAUAACAGAUGACCAAAGCUGGGUCAGCGAACAGCUGGAUAACCUGCUUCUUCAGUGUCUUGUCAUCGUGGAGGUGAACGUUGAUCUAUGGGUAAUCGGGGUCGACGGAGAGCCUGUUCCUGACCCUGUAAUCACGGGCGCCAUCUGUCCUGACGAAUGUAACAACAACGGGAAUUGCAUCCAAGGUUUGUGCGUCUGUCACGCUGGCUGGAUCGGAGAUUCCUGUGAAGUCAACAUUAACAUGGCCCCAGACGUUUACUCCUUUAAGUACGGUUUCUUCUGUGAUACUCGCGUUUCAAAGUCCUGCAAAACCCUGACGAUUUACGGAGAUUUUUUUGCAGAGACUGAAAAUUUGACCUGCCACUACCAGUCUUUAUCUGUGAACUUGUCAAUUGUGGAAAGUGAAGGAUCAUUUUUGGCAGAAUAUUUCAAUUCUGAAACUGUGCAAUGUUUGUUGCCAACCGAUGGCGUUUAUAACGUCUCAGUCAGCAAUAACGGCAUCAUUCAGAGUGAGGCAAACGUUUAUUUCAUUUACGAUGGAGUUUGUCUUAAUUGUACGAGUACUGGAUGUGUCCAAAGGACUGAUGUGUGUGUAAUUGGUGGCGUGUGCUAUGAGAACUGGUUCGUAAACCCAAAAGAUCCCUCGAUAGGAUGCAGAGUGGAAGUGUCCACUUCUGUUUGGACAGUGGUCAGUGUUACAGAGAUUUACUGGUACAACCUUGUCUUCCUUUACACGGAACAAACAAAUUUAAUAACGAAUGCAGGAUCAAUUCCUUUGGAAGGAGGCUUGGUGUUGAAUCAAAAUGAAAAUGGCAGGAAUGCAGUAGAAUUCAACGGAAUAGACCAGUAUUUCAACCUUCGUCCUUCUGUUGGUGAUUGUUUAAUACACCCAGAUCAGUGUUCACUAGGAAUCACAAUCAGUUUAUCCCUGCGGUUUAGAUCUCUGAAGGACAACAUGUAUAUCUACACAAACUGUGGUGAUCAGGCCGAUUCUACUGGCUAUGCCAUGUUUUAUCGUAAUGGGCAUGUGUACUUCACUGUGAGUACCCACAAAAAGGAAUGGACCGUUUCAACCGCGAUCGUCAGCGUCAACACUCUCUACAAUUUUGAUGUGUCUUGGAGCAAGCAAUUUGGACUUCACAUGUACGUGGAUUAUGAGAAAAGGGCCAGUACCACAGACUUCCUGUAUAGGGAUGUUCCCAAUCCCGUGGAAUGUAAUCUUUAUGUUGGAGCACCACACUCAACCGGAACAUUCACAGAAAUGGAGUUAGAGUACUGGAAUAUCCUUCUGGCUUCCAGGGAGGUUUUAAUCUACCUGGGCUUUGUCAUAGGUUUACCAAACUUCUCUGUCGCUCCAACUCUUACUGUUGACAUGGACGAGGACUCGGGUAAGGCAAUGUUUACCUGUCGUUUCCAACAGUUACGGGCAGACGUCAAGUAUGAGGUGGAGUGGUAUCUAGGAGAUACGAAAAUGGCCAAUCAGAACCUCACAAGAGAUGACUACAAUACAACGCUUUCGGAGGAUAUGUAUGGAGAGCCUUCCUAUGGCACAGGGCUAUACUGUAAAGUGUCGGCCUGUUUUUCGAGCAACUGUGGCAUCACGAAAGGAGAUCCCAGUUACAGCAAUACUAUCUAUAACGCCAUUCAGACUGUCACAGAAGAAUUGAGUAUUUCCGAAGGAGGCAGCUCAAAAAAUCUUACAUUCAGAAGCAUGGUGCCUCCUCGACUGCUAUGCAAAAUUGCAGACCGAUCCGGCAACUGUAACGUGUCUGUUUGGACAUCGUUGCGGCCCCAUAAGGAAAAAAGAUGUCCAGGCGGCGCACAGAUAGCCCAGGCAGUCUUUCCCACAGCAUUAGAUAAUGCAACUGGUCGCAUGACCAUUUGUGGUGCCAUGGCUACCAGUACUGUUACCUGGCAACAAGAUAUCAACAUCCCCAUCCUUGCUAAAAUUGAUGGAAUCAAUGACGGUGACCAGAAAAAGUCCAUUCAGGUGGAAAUUAGAGUGGAAAGUGCUUCAAGCUUACCUGCCCGUUACAUCACAGAUCGUAUAAAACUUACUAUAGAAGACCGCGACAAAUCAGCCACUUGUAAAUCUAUAAAUGAUCCUCACAUGACUACGUUCGAUGACGUAAAAUAUGACAACUUCUAUGAAGGAGAGUUUGUACUGUACAGACACAAGCGGCUACCCUAUGCAGUGCACACAUUCUAUCGGAGUUGUAACGGACAUGCCUCGUGUAAUUGUGCUGUGGCCGUACGGUCAGGUGAUGACGUCAUCGUAAUUGAUGUCUGCGGCCCCACAAAGACCGACAGUGUCCAGCCAUUGACCAAAAAGAUAUACUUAAAUGGAGAGUUGACCCCUGGAACUUACGUCUUUCAGAAGAACAGCGGAGCAACAUAUAAUAUCUAUCUUCCUAAUGGUGCUUAUGUGACUGUAAAGAAAAAGGGUAAAUUCCUGAAUGUAUGGAUGAAAGCAGCCCCAAGCGACAUUGAAAAUGUUGAAGGUUUGUGUGGAAACUUUGAUGGCGAUUCUGACAAUGAUUUGAUGACACCAAAUGGAACCAUUAUUGAAUACAAAAAGAAACCUGAUACUUUCUCUAUCACUUGGAGAGUGAAUGCCAGUGAAACUUUGUACAAUGGUUACUGUGGAGACACCACGCUGGAAUUCCAGAGUUCAAUUUUAAGUAAUGGUGGGUACUCAUGUGACUGCUUUUAUAACGAGGAACCACAGUGUGGCAUGGGCAACGACGUCAUCAACUGUGGAAUCGUCCGCAACAGGAAAAACAAACGAGUGCUGGACAUCACUGCUGAGUUGAUAGUGGAGAGUCUCCAACCCCUGAAAUGUAUCUCCAGUGUCACACAAAUCAUCUUUGAGAUUGAUCUAUUUUACAUCGCUGUGGAUAAUGAUUUCCCUACUCCAAGUGGUAUUACCUAUGAAAUGGCAUACGGGAAUUGUACACAGUUCAUAUCAGCUUCCGUGUCUGGAGCAGCCUGUAUGUCCAUCCCAGGCGUGGAUUUCACCGCCACUGUUGAGUCCUGUGUAGCAGAUAUCCGGAUAACUGACACAAUUGAAGACUGGUUGGAUACGGCACUGUCCGACAUUACAGAGCAGUGCCUGACCGCUAUGGAAACCAACAUCACCCUAUGGGUCGAGGAUGAUGCUGGUUUACCGUUGUUUCCUGACACUCUUGAGCUCAUUUGUCCAAACCAGUGCAAUAACCGUGGCAACUGUAGUGAAGGGGUGUGCUCCUGUUUGCCUGCAUUUGGGGGCGCUGACUGUUCCAUCGUCCUGGCUGACCCACCGACCCUGGUGGACAUUUUCAGAGGCAAGAUAUGUGAUCGCCGGACGACUACCUGUGGGAAGAUUGUUAUCUUUGGUCUCGGUUUCUCCUCUGUCGCUAAUCUAUCUUGCUCCUUCCAAAUAUCCAACGGGCCGAAAGUCCUGCAAUAUGCCACUUUCCAGUCGUACGACGACAUUGCCUGUCCAUUGCCAGCAGACGUAGACAUCUUUGAUGCCAUCGUGAGCUGUACAAAUGAUGGACUGAGCUUCAGUAACGGUCUGGACUACAUUGUUUACGAUUCUCUGUGUACCUAUUGUAAUUCAACGGGUCACUGCAUGAACCGGACGGACGUGUGUAGAAUUAAUUCAGUCUGUUACGAAGAUGGAACGAUUGACGAAAAUGAUCAAAAUCAAGUCUGUGAUAUUAGCCAGUCGACCACAAGCUGGUCUCAGCUAGAAGCUGGAACAGUGACUGUCCAUUAUUUCCGGUUUUUGAGGAUUGAACUCUCCAUCUUGUUUGCGGGUAUUUAUCAAUUCAAUCUGAUUGGCUCGCCGCAACUGGUGUAUGGGUCACUUGGAGGCUUCGCAAUUCUUCUAAACGGUGUAGACCAGGCGAUCAAUCUCGGAGACCGCACAAGUGGCUGUGUUGGGGACAUAGAGAAAUGCAACCUUGGUGUGACUUGGACAUUCGGACUGGAAAUAAAAUCUGUUGAUGACCCCAAGGUUUACGUAUUUAGCAAUGGUGGGGAUGAAGAUGAUCACUAUGGAUACGCCAUGUGGUUUACGCGGAAUCGGCUUUACUGCAGAGUAACUACACGGACAAGAGAAUGGACUGUGUAUACCAACAACUUCAAAAUUGGACGACAUUACCUUGUCCAGUUCUCAUGGAGUCUACAGACAGGGCUUCGUCUAUAUUUAGACAACGCGAGGGUUGCCAAGACAACCAAAUAUAUUGAUAGAGGCGCAGUGACUUUGUCUUUGAGUACUGAUUUCUUCUUCGGUCAGUCCUUAACAGGUCAGGCUUUCUGUAACAUGGCUAUCGAUAGAUUCUCCGUUGUAACGGCAUCUUUGGACAUCAUAGAGCAACUUGACAUCUCUUACGUUCUACCGACAUUCGAUGAGGAGCCUGAAAUCAACGUGGACGUCGAUAAUGGCAGCGUUUCUCUAACCUGUACCUUCAAGCCUAUCACCAUGACAACACGACCAUACCUGUACAAGGUCAUUUGGUACAACGACAACACAACUGUGAUGUCGUAUGACCUAGACAACCAAACCUUCUCCAGUAAAUUGUCGGAGGAAACGCUGGGAAAAAUUACUUAUGGCAGCAAGAUUAUGUGUGGUGUGAUGGCCUGCUUUGCUGAUGACUGUAACGGCACCACAGGGCCUGAGAGGUUGAGCAACACCUUGAUGACGACGAUACAGGUUGAAAAGACAUCAAUAAAGGUUUACGAGGGAGGAGUCUCCGAGUGUGUGUCUGUCAGAUCCAGGCUGCCCCCGAGGAUGUUCUGUAAUGAUAAGGAUACCAACUGUAGCAUCCAGAUAUCCCAUAAUUUCUCCGAGGCAAUGUCGAGUUACUGUCCCUCAGGACGUCGGCUUCCACAGGCCAUGUUCCAGGUGGAGGGGAAUGACAGUUGUUCAGUCCACAUAACCGACAAGAACUGGAUGACAGAGAUCUGCAUCAAGGUCAGAGCAACUCUUGAUGGCCUCAAGGAUGGUGACCAGGAACAGAAUGUAUAUCUGGUGCCCAUGCUACUGGAUGGUGUCGCAGUAACAGAGUUUACAUCUGUGUCCAUAUCAGUGGAGGUGAUUGACCAGGAUCGUACAGCGACAUGUACCUCAGUCAACGACCCACACAUCACUACAUUUGAUAAGAGGAAAUAUGACAAUUUCUUUGAGGGAGAAUUUGUGCUAUAUAGGCACAAGACUCUACCAUAUGAGGUUAGAGCAUUCUAUCGCAGUUGUAACAAGCGAGCUUCGUGUAAUUGUGCCGUGGCAGUGCGGUCAGGUGAUGACGUCAUCGUGAUUGACCGGUGUGGAGCAUCGGCUCGUGGUGAGAAGUCUCCCUUGAUUCCACGCAUGUACAUCAACGGCGUCCUGACUGAAGGAACUUACGUCAUCAGCUUCAACAAUGGAAAAACAUACAAGGUUGUGCUACCAACGGGUGGAUACGUAACAGUGGUGAUUGCUGGGAAGAAAAAGGAAUUUAUCAACGUGUAUUACAAGGCUGGCGCUGUUGACUAUGGCAAUGCUGAAGGUCUGUGUGGAAAUUUUGAUGAUAUUUCAUCCAACGAUCUGAAAUAUCCUGAUGGCACAGAGUAUUUUGGAACAGAAAAACGCCCAAAGGAUUUCUCUAAAAGCUGGAGGGUGACAGAGUUAGGGAUCGAAAGUCUAUACAAUGGGAUCUGUCCCAAGGAUGUUCCUUCAUUGGUUACCACGGAGACGUACUGUGAUUGCGACAUUAAUGGCAUGACCUGUACCAACAACCUUGACCUUUUGUCCUGUAACAAGCCUUUGUCUUUGGAAAACCUUGUGGAUGAAUCAAAAAAGAAAAAGAAACGGUCUAAAUAUGGUGUGGAUAUGACGUCGACGUUUAUGAAGGUAGCCGAGGCCCCCACCAAGUGUUUCUCUACAGAGCCUGAGAUAUUGUUUGAGUUCAACAUGACAUAUGUUUCACUGGACUUUACAUGGCCGACUCCGAAUGGUCUUACGGAGGCAGACGCCCUGGCGAUUUGUAAGGCGUAUAUAGAAGGUACUGCUGCAUUCCAGAACUGUAGGGACGUCCCAGAUAUUGGCUUUGCUCUGUCCCUCGCCUCCUGCGUAGCCGACAUCCAGAUCAUGGAUGACGCUGACUGGGCAGAUGAAGCACUCUCAUCCAUUCUCCAGUUGUGCACGAUUCAGAUAGAAAUUAAUGUACAACUUUGGAUCAUGGUGGGCGGAAUCCCGACCCCAAAUCCAUCUGUUACAGACUUCCUGUGUCCCAGUCUCUGUAGUGGUAACGGAAAUUGCAUUGAGCAGGUAUGUGUGUGUAAUACUGGCUUUGCGGGAGAGGAUUGUUCCAUCAUCAAUGAGGAUGUUCCGGCUGUGGACCUCCUCCCGGAACCUUUCUGCGACAUCACACGCUUUCCCUGUCAGCAAGUCACUAUCACAGGGCAGGGCUUCAUACAAGGGGCUGAUCUCGUCUGUAUACUUCAGAGAGUGGAGAAAACAACAACAACGUACACAGCUGUUGGCAACACUGAAAUCGUGACCGCCACCUAUGUCAGCAGUGAACAGGUGAUCUGUGACCUGCCUGAUGCUGGGUCAUUUAAUAUCACCGUUAGCAACGCUGGAGGGAAUGUGGUCAUCACUACAGCAGUCCUUUUUGUGACCUUUAACCCGGUGUGCUACGAGUGCAGUGAGAAUGGAUGUCAACCGAGGACAAACGUUUGCUUCAUUGGGGACGCUUGCUACGGUAAUGGAUUUUUCAACCGUGCAUCUCCAUUGGAAAUUUGUAAUGCUUCUCUGAGUAGCAAUGCCUGGUCCAUCGUUUCACGUGCCCAAGUUUUAGAAGUAUCGUUCUUCUUUGUGUCCAUCAACAUUAACAUUCUGACCACCUCCACUGUUACCUUCACUGUAAUUGGGAACCCAGUACUGGUGGCUGGACCAAAUGGUCAGGCAAUACAACUGAACGGGGUCAGUCAGUACAUCGAUCUCAGUGGUCAGUUAAACACAUGUAUUACUGACCUCACGACCUGUGGACUUGGUAUGACCAUGGGCUUCAAUCUCAAGGUCAUAACCUUCACGGAAAACAUGUAUGUCCUAAAUUUCGGUGGUGAUCAAGCUGAUGGAUAUGGUGUGGCUAUGUAUUACCGCCAUAGCCGACUGUACUUAACUGUUUCUACGGCGACCGCCGAGUGGACCGUUUAUACCACACGAUUACAGGUUAAUGUAUUUGUUAACAUAGAGUUCUCCUGGAGUAUACAGACUGGGUUAGCAUUGUACUUUGAUGGCGCCGUCGUUGCCUCGACAACGCAAUUUAUCACACGAACUGUUACCGUCACCCGGGUUACAAACUUGUAUAUUGGUUGGUCCAGCACAAAUGUGUAUGCCAAUAUUGUCAUCGAAGGAUGGGUAAUCACUGAAGCAUGUAAAGAAAUUGUAUCUGUUCUCGAUGUUGAAACAACUACGGAGUUAAUGACAACUACCACUGAACAGGUUACAAACUCUACAACAGAAAUGACCUCUACUACAGAAAUGAAUGCAACUUCUACCACUGAACAGGUCACCACCUCUACCAUGGCAACAACUUCUACCACAGAAAAAGGUACAACUUCUACAAUGGCUUCUACUUCUGCAGAGCUUUCAACGAUUACCACUGAGCCCCUUACGACCUUGACCUCUACCACUCCAGAGGUUACGACCUCGACAACAGCAUCACCCUCAACCUCUACCACUCUAGAGGUCACGACCUCGACCACAGAACUGCCCUCGACCACUACCACUGAAGGUACAACUUCUACUAUAGAAGUUUCCACUACAGAACCCACUACUACUACCACAGAAUCAAUUACAACUACCACUACAGAACCUACUACUACCAAUACAGAAUCAAUUACCACUACUAUAACAGAACCCACUACUACUACUACAGAAUCAAUUACCACUACCAUAACAGAACCCACUACUACCACUACAGAUUCAAUUACCACUACCAAUGCAGAAACCACUACCACUAAUGUCCCCACUACCAUUACCACUACAGAAGUGGUCUCAAGUACCACUUCUCUACCUGCCAGUACAGCUGAGACGAGCUCCACUACCACAGAUGCCACUACCACUCCGGAGCAGACCAGCAGUGCACCAACAUCUACUUCAACUGUAACCACAACAACUACCUUGUCAACAACGACAACUCCAUGUAUAGGUGACGUAGACAGUUAUCCCAGUAUCACCACAAAGCCAACCCUCACUCACACUGUGGCUUCAAACGGGAACAAGGUGUCCUACAGCUGUAGUAUCACCACAGCAUCGACAGAGCAGGGAGCUCUACACGCCAUCUGGUGGUAUGUCGGGGACUCACUCACUAAGAGUACAAAUCUGACCUCCGGAGUCACCACAGACAAUCUUGAGACCACAGAACUUUCAAAUACAGCAGGUCUACUUACCACUGGGAUCCAUUGUGCAGUGGUUGUAUGGAACCCCAACAGAUGUGGAAGCGGAGUGAGCCCGCCCCUCGACAGCGACAGUAUCGUCUUCACAGUCACGGUCAACGAAGGUGACAUAAUAACAGUGAGAGAGGGCAAUCCAUCCUAUGAAAUCAGAAUUUCGCUGACCCAGACUGUUGGCUACUACUGUGCAGUCAAGUACGGCCAGGCCUGUAUUGUAGAGAUGAAGACCCAAGUGGUCAAAGGUAGUGACCAGAGGCUGUGUACAGAUGGCUCGGUCAUCCCUGACCUGGCCAUCCACACCACUGCCACCAAUGUUUCCUUGGCAACCUGUGGAUUCACCACUGAUAACAGCAACCAGAACUUUGUUGUGAGGAUCAAAGCUGUAAUGGACAAUUUGAUCAGUGGCACGAGAAACCGGACACUUAACAUCGUGAUGGUGGACAGCGCUGGCAGUCAGACAAGUCAAAGUGUCCUCAAGAACGUCACUGUGAUAAUAGAAGAUUCGGACCUGGUGGGAUUCUGUCACUCCCAAAAUGACCCCCACAUUUCAACAUUUGACAAUGUAUUGUAUGACACUCACUUGCAGGGAGAAUUUAUCAUGUACCGGAAUUUAGAAUACCACAUAGAGGUACGAGUGCUAUUUGUGAGGUGUGGAGAAGGCACUUGCAAUUGUGGAGUUUUGGUCAGAUCAGGAGAUGACGUCAUAAAAGUUCACAAGUGUUUACCAGGAACUCUCUCAGCUUAUCCAAUCAGUCGGAGACUCUUUAUCAACUCUCAGCUGACAUUCAAUUCCAAUAUCUACCAGGCAGAGGACGGCAAUAAGUAUGAGAUCUAUCUACCAACCGGUGCCAAGGUGAUCUUGAAGAAUGACCAAGGAAAAUACAUGAAUGUAUAUAUCGAGGCUUCAGUUUUGGACUUGAACAAGACGGAUGGUCUGUGUGGAAAAUAUGACGGGCUCAAGGCGGACGAUCUUGUAGGAGCAGAUGGUACGAUUUACAGUGUAACUGAUGCAGCAGACCAGCCUAACGACUUCAGUCGAUCCUGGAGGGUGGCCCCAGCCGACUCCUACUACCCUCUUGGUUACACGUCCACGGUCACCCUCGACACUCCGGUGUACUGUCUGUGCUACGACGACGGAUCGACAUCCUGCAACUACAAUCAGGAUGUCUACAGGUGUGGAGAAUCCUCAGCUGGGUUGGAUCUGACUCAGACCCUUAUUGAUGAGGCAAUAGCUGAUGAACAACAGACGACUGUUCGCAGGAGGAAACGUGCUACGCCUGAUCCAGGGUUCCAGUACGACCCCACCUAUGUUGGUCCUUCUACACUGGUGUGGCCUACCAGUAGCGGUAUCACUGAAGCUGUGGCACGAGCGACUUGUGGCAACAAGAUUGUGGGCUCCGAAACUUAUACACAGUGCAAGGAUAUCCUCUCAGACAAUGCAAUUGAACGAGUGAACGCUUGCAUGCGUGAUGUCCAGUUGACAGAUUCAUUUUCCUGGGCCGACUCCGGCUUGUCCAGUCUACAGGAGGCGUGUAACAACGCUGUAAAACGUAACACCAGUCUUUGGGAUUCAGCCACGCCCACUUCUACACCUGCUCUACCUUCAACCAUCGUCAACACCCUCUGUCCGAAUCUGUGUUCUGGUCAAGGCACAUGUAUUGCUGGUGACUGUACCUGCCAGUCUGGCUUUGCUGGACCAGACUGUUCCCUGACCGUGAAUGAGGUCCCUAUUGUAGUGCCGGAGGUGACCAAUGCUGUGUGUGACACUCUCACACAGACCUGUGGCUCCUUUAUGGUGUACGGAGACAAAUUCCUCAACUCAAGUACUCUUACCUGUCACCUGACAGAAGUUCAGGUUUCCAGUACUGGGGUGGUCAAGACCUCGUCAACCUCAACCUCCGCUGCUCAGUUCCAGCGCUUGACCGCAGCGUUAUGUGUCAUUCCACAGAACAAGAGCUAUGUCAUCAGAAUCAGUAACGAUGGUUCUAGCCUGAGUUCCAAUGAGGCACUUUUUGUUGUCUACAAAUCCACCUGUUUCCAAUGUACCGUCAACCAGUCGUAUACCGAUGCCACAUGUUCAGCCCAGUCUGACGCCUGUUACAUCGGCUCUAUGUGUUAUGCCGCCAAUGACCUUGACCCAACAGAUCCCUGCAAGUACUGUCGCCCAUCCGUGUCCACCUCGGGCUGGACGACCUCCACUGCAACGGAAUGUUCUACCAGAAUUGAUGAACACAGCAAAACAGUUGUUAUAGUGACCUCCGUUGUGGCUGGGUUCCUACUCAUCAUCAUUAUAACCCUGGGCGUUGUCUUCGUUCGAAGAAAUUACAGAAAAGGAAAACUGGCUUCCAAGAAGAAAUCUGGCAGGCGUCAAAUGAACGGGAACAGCCGACGUGUGAGAUACAAGGAUGACCCGCAGACGUUCACGUAUGAUAACCAAUCUUUUGAUCAGAGGUCGUCACCAGCACACGAGUAUGGUAUGUCCUACGACAACCCAAUGGGACAGAGCUACUACGCUGCACAGCAUCAGGAGCCAAUCGCAUUCUACCAAACAAACACGAAUGGCUACUUCGAGGAUUGACAAUACUGAGAGAAUAGUUACCAUGGAAACAUUAUUCUAGAAUUUAGAUAAAUGAUGUAAACUCAGCGACUUCUUAGAUGGAUUUUGUUUUAGCUUUUUUUCAGAAUUUGAAUGAAGAUGCUUUCAAAGCUCAAACUAUCUGUAUGGAAAGCUGCAUUCUUCAAACAAAGUUAUAGAACUAGUAUUAUGCAAUUCAGGUUAAUUUUUUGAUAACUGAAUUAAAUGAUUGCAACAUUUGUGAUUAUGCCUGGUCAGUUUAGAUUUUUUUUAGAAGAUUUAAUGAUGGAUAUGUAGGAUUCUUAAGUUCAGAGAGGAAAAAAUAUUCGGUGAAUACAACCUAUAUAUAGUUUCUGACAAAUAUUUACACAAGAUUCAUUUAAAAUAUUAAUAUUAAAGUAUUAAGGCAGUCAUUCUAUAAGUCAGACUGGUACACUCUACAGCUAAAAUGCUACAGUUCAAACUUUUUGAUUCCAUUAAAUCUUUGCAAUGUGUAGAUUUAGAAUUUUUCAGCCACGUUAGAGAAUCGUCUGCCUCGAUGCGGUGGAUAUAAAGUGAAAAUUUGCUUGCGUUCUUUUGUGAACAAUUAGGGGCUUAAUCUAGUGACAGAUUCAGUAGUUUAAAUGCAGCAAUUUAAGUGCUUUAGUUAGUAAUUUAGUUGUAAAAGAAUAUAUUUCUGUUAGCCAAAAGCCGCCUGGUAACCAUGGGAGGCCUGCAUUGAUUGUCUUGAAAUUCAAAAAUAAUUCAUUUUAGAAUUGGGAGAAAAUUCAAAGUGAUUUUGAUAAAAGUGGAUGAUCCAUGUAGAUCAGGGUUCAUAAUGAAAGAAUGAUUAUAUACUAUGAAAUAUGUACAUGUAGUUAAUACUUUUUUAUAUUGACAGUCGAUUUUUGUUCAUCUGGGCACAACUUUCUGUAGGCAGUCGCAAACUUUGUGUAGUUCGCGAUACUUUUCAAUAAUUACAAUCAAUCUUCGUUAGUUCUGACACUGGGAAAAUGUCCUUUUUAUUUGAUAAUUUCAGAUAAUUGAAAUAUAACGCUUGCAGACUUAUAAUAAUUUUUUUUCUCCAUACUUUAAGAGAAUAGGCAUUUAAGAUACAAGUAUUCUCUAUCAGAGGAUUAACAGAAUCAUUCCCUGUCUGUCGGGUAUAACAGAAACUUCUCUAUCCUGGGGGUGAUAUUUUGAUUGUCUAAACCAAAGCACAUGCCAUGGACUAGACAUUCAAGAAAAUCGUUCUGAGGAUUGGAGAUUACUUUGCGGUACCUGAAAAGCAGGGAAUUAUUAUUUCUCUCUCAUCUACCGACAGCAGCGCUGUGUAAACAACAGAACAUGUGAUGUAUGAUUAUCAAAAAUCACUUAUGAUAUCAGUUUUCAUAGAAAUAACUAUGCAACUGAAAUGUAUUGUAAAUAAGAUAUUUUUUUUUUUUAUUUAGAACAUAGUUAUAUUACUUUACAUGUUGACAACCAAAUAUAUUAAAAUAUGAAAUAUACAUCAACUUUUUGUCUGAUGAAGGUGACAGUGUAAAUAUUGUACUAGUAGUUAUCGAAACGUCACAUAGAAAAUUUCAUUGAUUGUGUAAAAAGAACUUCUCAUAAUAUAUCAGCUUCAGUUGCAGACAAUGUUUAUAUGUAAAUGUUGUUUGGGUUGAACUUCCAGUUAAACAUGUGUUCUUCUAAACGGAGUUAUCUCCC